Molecule: messenger RNA, 549 nt
Organism: Coregonus sp. 'balchen'
Lineage: Eukaryota; Metazoa; Chordata; Actinopteri; Salmoniformes; Salmonidae
Source: the annotation of a GenBank genome assembly
AUGCCGCGGAGCAAAGAGCCAGAAAUCUUCACCUUUGAGCGGAUCCCAGCUCAAGAGCCACUGCGCUAUACGCCAGUGCGCCAGCGAAAGAAGAACACCCGUGUACAGUACCCAGCCAAUGUCCGAAAGUACCUUCCACCUGCCGAGAAGAGCGCUGCCAAGCGCUGGCUCGUUGCUCUGUGCCUGGUACUGUUCCUUCAGAUCUACACCGAGGAUGCUUGCAUCGAGACACCGAUCAGCGCCGAGAGCCUUGCCGCCGAGGUACACGAGGAGGCGUCCUUUGGUCCAUACAAGGAGCUACGGUUCCAGUCAGCAGAGGAACAGGCGCGUCAACUCACAGACAGUGUCUCCAACGAGCUCUCUUCUGUCAACUGUCAGGAUCAACUUGUUGGUGAGCAGAGUGACAACACCUGGAGCAAGCUGGUCAAUACAACGUGUCCCAGCUGGGAUGCCGAGACGAAUCGCAUGCACAAGCAGAGCACAAGGAACAGCUACGUGGUAGCCUUCCUCUACCCGGCAGUUUAUCACAGACUGGGAUCUGAGAAUUGA